Messenger RNA from Cylicocyclus nassatus, 1096 nucleotides. Lineage: Eukaryota; Metazoa; Nematoda; Chromadorea; Rhabditida; Strongylidae. The record is from the annotation of a GenBank genome assembly.
CAUAUGGCCGCAGUGCAUUUUUGUAUAUAAAUCAAUGAAGUCAAUGCGGCAGAAAAUACCCGAAAUCGGCACGUCGGCUUUCAAGAAAACUGCGGCUACCACUGUAAAAUGGAGUAAAAAAACAGCAGCUAAAUCGGUCAGGCGUGGUAAAGGCGUUGUAGACGAUCUACAAAAUCGAUUGGGACGGAAACGGUUCUUUAUGAUUUUGGGUGCAAUAGGCAUUGUUAUUCUGUUAGUAAUAAUAAUUAUCAUUAUCGUUGCGGCGACGAAAAAGCGAGGGUCGGAACCAACGGAUCCUCCGGAAGAAUUCAAUAGCACUUCAUCAACAAUGAUCACAACCAGAGUGCAGUCUACAACAUCGUUUAUCCAUCCGAGUGUCUCGACUUCAUCACAAACUAAAUUUUUUAUUAACACUACUACUACAACGCUUCACACAACGACGACCAGUAAAUCUACUCGAAAGCCAACAGCACCAAUCCACUGCAUGUUUGUUGGGGACGUAUUCAAUCUAGGCAACGACACAACGACCAGCCCGUUUAAUUACGAAGAUGAGAGAGCGAUGCUUGACCAAGCGGGCGAAAUGCUGCUCGAAAAACGGGGAAACAAUGCAGGAAUUUGGGCUUAUGGUCACGUCACUCACACCGAGCAUUUUCAAAAGAUGUUUAAUAAAUCUGCCACCGAGUGGCUGGAAUUUUCUGGAACUCUGAGGGAGAUGAUGACUUACAAAAGUGAUAGACUAUUUCCACAUGCAGGUCCUGAAGCCAACUACAAUGUGGGUAUAUUCAAGGCUAUCAACACAACUGGUGAUCUCAAUGAAAAGGCAAACUGCUUGGUCUUCUUAUCAGCCAUGUCCAAUACUGUCGGAUUCAAAGUUGCACCAGAGUACAACUACAAAAGAAUCGUGGUUGUGAAUCUAGCGGAAGGUGACUUUGGCAGUAUUGUAGACGAACACCGCGGUGAGGUAGUCAAAGUGACUCAACCAUACGAUGAUAAAGCAAAUGCUGUGAAAAUACAUGAGGCAAUUUUGAGAGGCUUUUAUUGAAUGUGAUUGAUCCAUUUGUACGUAUAUAUUUUGCGAUUCUCUUCGAUUAUAUAG